AUGCAGUCACUCUAUCGGCACCUAGGUAUGCCUACCUUGUACAGAGUAGAACCCCUCAUUGCUCUCUCUUUAUUGCUGCUCGUUCUUCCCCAUUCCAAGCUUGGCAGCCAGUCAGACCACAGUGCGUUGAGGCUCAGCGCAAGACAAGCCGAGUGGUCAGGCCCCAGAAUUGGAUCACCAUCUAUCCAUGACCCAUUUCAACAUGCAAGCGCAGCGGUGACUGCUGCAGCUCGUCCUGCUCGCAAGAGGAGAAAAAGGGACAAGGUUUGGUGCCAAUGA
This is a messenger RNA of Colletotrichum lupini, 279 nucleotides long. RefSeq lists its product as uncharacterized. Bases 1 to 279 code for a protein of 92 amino acids. The record is from RefSeq and is a predicted model, not a curated record. Lineage: Eukaryota; Fungi; Ascomycota; Sordariomycetes; Glomerellales; Glomerellaceae. The transcript has a single exon.